AUACCCGCCCCCUCCAUGCCCACCAAUAUAACGAUUUCUCUGCUUUAUAGGGUUUCCGAUUCCACGCUGUCGAUCUCCUCCUGCCUUCGAUCGUCGCCGCUGUUGUAUGAGUCACGAGGGUUGGAACCGAUCCCUGCUUCUGCCUCUUCUCUAGAAUUGUUUGGGUCGAUCGGGGAGCGAUGGGUCGGAAGAAGACGGUCGCCAUCGACGACGACGAGUACUCCUUCCCGGAGGACCUGCAGCAGCAGGAGCAGCAGCCGCUGCCGACGCAGGACACCGGGUCUGAGAUCCGCACCGCUGCCAACUCCAGAAAGGGCAAGAAGGGCGGUAAGAACCAGCGCGACGUAGCCGCCGAUGAUCAGCCGGCGGAGGAUUGGGAGAAGUCAUCGUCUGCUGGCGCCGCGGAACCCUCGAGGGAGGAUGACGAUGAUGCCGUUACCCUCGUCUUCUCUGGUAAGAAGAAAUCCUCUAAAUCUAAGAAGAGUAGCGCCGUUACGAGUGGGUUCGCUUCUCUGAAUGCCUUUGGGGAGGACGCGGAUGACGAGGAGCCCGAUUCAAAAUCGAGAUCGAAGGUGAAAUCUGAAGUUGACGAUCGUGUGGACGAUGAGAUGGACGAAAGCAGGGGUCUCGAUGUGGAAUUGGGCCGUCAGGGCAGCUUGGAGGACGCGGAUUCAAAGAAGCAACAGAAAAAGAAGAAGAAGAAGGGCGGGCGAAUCGCUCAGGAGGAAGACUUCGAUCAGCUCCUGGCCGAGCUGGGGGAAGCCCCGGCGACGGCCCAAACCCUGACUCCGUCUGCUGUGUUGGAUGAGAUGGAUGGAAAUGGGGAUCUUGAUGUGGAAUUAAGCCACCAGGGAAGCUUAGCAGAUCCUGAUUUGAAGAAGCAAAAUAAAAAGAAGAAGAAAAAGAGCGGGCGGACUGCCCAGGAGGAGGACGACUUGGAUAAACUCCUCGCUGAGCUGGGGGAAGCCCCCCCACUGGCUUCAGCUUCAACUUCAUCUCCUCCUACAUUGGCGGAAGAAGAAGUCGAGGGAGAUGAGGUCAAAGAUGCCGACUUGGAAUCAGACAGGCAAGUAAAUGGCGCUGAGGAAGCAGUCUCAAAGAAACAGCAGAAGAAAAAGAAGAAGAAAAGUGGAAGAACUGCACAGGAGGAGGAAGCUUUGGAUAAGAUUCUUGCUGAGCUUGGGGAGGAACAGCUGCCUCCUCCUCCAAGUGCACCUCCACAUCAGUCUGCCCUGGUUGUGCAGGAAUCAGCUUCAGCCCCAGUAGAACAGCCAGAGGCAGAGGAUAGAGAUGGGGAGGCAGAGGGUGAGUCAGCAGCGGCCAAGAAGAAGAAAAAGAAGAAGGAGAAGGAGAAAGAGAAGAAGGCUGCAGCUGCUGCAGCAGCAGCUGUUGUUGAGGUUAAGGAAGAAAAAGUGGAAGUGAAGGGGAAGGUUCCUGACAAGAAGUUGCCCAAGCAUGUUAGGGAGAUGCAGGAGGCACUGGCAAGAAGGAAGGAGGCGGAAGAGAGAAAGAAAAGGGAAGAGGAGGAGAGGCUAAGGAAGGAAGAGGAAGAGAGGAAGCGGUUGGAGGAACUGGAGAGGCUUGCGGAAGAGGCAAAGAGGAGAAAGAAGGAAAAAGAAAAGGAGAAGCUGCUUAAGAAGAAACAGGAGGGCAAACUUCUGACGGCUAAACAAAAGGAUGAACAGAGGAGGUUGGAAGCAAUGAGGAAACAGUUCCUUGCUCAGAGUGAGGUUCCAAUAGGUGAUUCUGGUGUGGUGAUAAAGAAGAGGCCCAAAUAUGAGACAAAGAAGUCUAAACUGACUCAAUCUAAGGUUGUGGAAACAGAGAAGGUCAUGGAGAAUGAGCAUGUGGUUGAUGAACCUCGUACAGAGCAAGCUGUGCAAGAUGUUAUGGUUGAAGAGGAAUCUCUAUCUCAAGUUGGAGAUUCUGAUGACAAAACUGAAGCAGAACAGGAACCAGAAGAGGUCAAAGCUGUGGAUGAGGAUGAAGAUGAUGAAGAAUGGGAUGCAAAGAGCUGGGAUGAUCUUGAUGUGACAUUGCCCGCGACAAAUCCAUUUGCUGAGGAGGAUCAGGACAUCAUGACAAAACCUAAAGGAACUAUUGAACAUGUAGUAUCUUUUCCUGUUGAGUCUCAAACAAAUUCAACAGCACCUGCAAAGCCUGCUGUCAAAAAGGUGGCGGAUCCUCGUACAUCUUCGAAGAAGAAUGAUGCAAAUAACAAAGAGGAUGAACAUGAAAGUGAAUGUGCCACAAAUGUUAAGAGGGGGAAAGAAGCUCUUAUUAAGCAAGAGUCAACUGCUGUGGAGGAUAAAUCAAAAAAGAGUGGUCCUGAUCUCCGCUCACCCAUUUGUUGCAUUCUUGGUCAUGUAGAUACUGGAAAGACCAAGUUGCUAGAUUGUAUUAGACGCACUAAUGUACAGGAAGGUGAAGCUGGUGGUAUCACGCAGCAGAUUGGGGCUACCUAUUUUCCAACUGAAAACAUAAGGGAGAGGACAAGAGAGCUAAAAGCUGAUGCAACACUGAAGGUUCCAGGUUUACUUGUCAUUGACACCCCUGGGCACGAGUCUUUUACUAAUCUACGGUCUAGAGGUUCAAGCCUUUGUGAUAUUGCUAUACUAGUUGUGGACAUCAUGCAUGGACUUGAGCCACAAACUAUUGAAUCUAUCAACCUGUUAAAAAGUCGGAAUGCAGAGUUCAUUGUUGCUUUAAAUAAGGUGGAUAGACUCUAUGGUUGGAAAUCUUGUCCGAAUGCACCAAUAGUGAAGGCACUCAGACAACAAUCUAAUGAUGUGAAGAAUGAAUUUAAUAUGAGGCUUACUCAGAUCAUAACACAGUUUAAAGAGCAGGGCUUGAACACAGCUCUGUACUACAAAAACAAAGAAAUGGGAGAAACAUUUAAUAUUGUUCCCACAAGUGCUAUCAGUGGUGAAGGAAUAGCAGAUCUUCUCUUAUUGUUGGUGCAAUGGGCACAGAAAACUAUGGAAGAAAAGCUUACCUAUGUCGAUGAAGUCCAGUGUACUGUGUUGGAAGUUAAAGUAAUUGAAGGCUUAGGAACAACCAUUGAUGUUGUACUGGUCAAUGGUGCUCUUCAUGAGGGUGACCAAAUAGUUGUUUGCGGCAUGCAGGGGCCCAUCGUGACCAAUAUCAGAGCUUUACUGACUCCCCACCCAAUGAAGGAGCUCCGUGUAAAGGGUUCAUACUUGCAUCAUAAAGAGCUUAAAGCCGCCCAAGGUGUAAAAAUUUCUGCACAGGGCCUUGAGCAUGCCAUUGCUGGCACUUCCCUAUAUGUGGCAAAACCUGAGGAUGAUUUGGAAGAUUUGAAGAAAACCGUAAUGCAGGACGUGGAAAAGGUUAUGAGCCGGAUUGACAAGAGUGGGGAAGGUGUAUAUGUCCAGGCUUCAACCCUUGGGUCAUUGGAAGCACUUACAGAGUUCUUGAGGAGCCCAGCAGUGAGCAUUCCGUUUUGUGAUUUCAGUAUAGGUCCAGUACACAAGAAGGAUGUCAUGAAGGCUAGUGUCAUGCUUGAGAGGAAAAAAGAGUUUGCAACCAUCUUAGCAUUUGAUGUCAAAGUGAUGCCUGAUGCCAGAGAGCUUGCAGAUGAGACUGGUGUUAGAAUCUUCGUUGCAGACAUUAUAUAUCAUCUUUUUGAUCAAUUCAAAGCUUACAUUGACAAUCUAAGGGAGGAGAAGAAGAAGGAAAGUGCUGAAGAGGCAGUUUUCCCCUGCGUUCUAAAGAUUAUGCCAAACUGCAUAUUCAACAAGAAGGACCCAAUUGUAUUGGGUGUGGAUGUUCUUGAAGGCAUUCUUAAGAUUGGUACCCCUAUUUGCAUUCCUUCAAGAGAGUUCAUAGAUAUAGGGAAGAUUGCAUCGAUCGAGAUCAAUCAUAAGCAGGUUGACGUUGCCACUAAGGGGCAAAAGGUGGCUAUAAAGAUAGUUGCCUCCAGUCCUGAAGAACAACAGAAGAUGUACGGCAGGCAUUUCGAUAUUGAUGAUGAGCUUGUCAGUCAUAUCUCAAGGAGGUCAAUCGACAUACUGAAAACAAACUAUAGGGAUGAUCUGUCAAUGGAAGAGUGGCGCCUCGUCGUGAGGCUGAAGUCUAUUUUCAAGAUACCUUGAUUUGUGAAGAGCUGCAGUGUUUUCUGAGUGCCAGAUAUAAUGUAUUUGCGGCUCCAUCGACCGGCAUAGCUUGUGAUGAUCCUAUCUGAUGAAGAAAGAGAAAAAGAAGGAAUUAUGGUGGCAAAGGCAGGAUAUGGUCAAUCAGCUUUGGUUUGAUUUAAAGUGCUUUGAGAUACACAUCGUAUAUGUUUUGUCGAAGGUUUUUGAAUUAUGACAGAGGGUAGGGCUUUUGGUUUUGCUUUACUGCCCCUAAAAUUUCUUUCUCAGUGAUCUGAUGAUGCAAAGACUUGCAGUUUUGCCUUUAUAAUCGAGAGUUUUUGCAUAGGUCAAAACAUUUUGGUUUCCCCCACUGUAUUUAAUACUACUAUUGUAAUAGAGAGGUUACAAGAAAAAUUUGUUUUCCGGA
Molecule: messenger RNA, 4521 nt
Organism: Musa acuminata subsp. malaccensis (wild Malaysian banana)
Lineage: Eukaryota; Viridiplantae; Streptophyta; Magnoliopsida; Zingiberales; Musaceae
Product: eukaryotic translation initiation factor 5B
Biological process (GO): translational initiation
Cellular component (GO): mitochondrion; cytoplasm
Molecular function (GO): GTP binding; translation initiation factor activity; GTPase activity
Source: RefSeq, a predicted model, not a curated record